Messenger RNA from Arabidopsis thaliana (thale cress), 393 nucleotides. RefSeq lists its product as uncharacterized. The coding region runs from base 147 to 371 and encodes 74 amino acids. The transcript has a single exon. The record is from RefSeq and is marked reviewed. NCBI's taxonomy places the organism in Eukaryota, Viridiplantae, Streptophyta, Magnoliopsida, Brassicales, Brassicaceae.
AUAAAAUCAAGACUCUCCUUACCACAAACGGCGGUGAGACAUCAAACAACACCCCGAAACCCAAAGGACAAGGUCUCAAGAAGAAAGGAAGGAGAACUAGAUCUUCAAUGGAGAGAGAUCUGCAUCUGAGGCGAUGAAAGAUCGAAAUGAACCUGCCUCUGCCAUGGUUGGAACGGCCAGAACUGAAGCUGCAGACGAAGGAGACAAACAAGCAGCAAAACUGGAAGAGCAAAGGAUUUAGACUUCACAGAUCUAGAUCUGUGAAUUUAGAACAGAGACCGUUGGAAGAAAAUAGGAUUCAGAUCACAUUAAACCCACAAGAAAACGAAACUAAAGAGAUUACAACAAAGAAAUUCCGGUUUUGGUGCUGAAAAAGCCACCGGAACUGGAAAC